This is a messenger RNA of Pichia membranifaciens NRRL Y-2026, 1776 nucleotides long. RefSeq lists its product as hypothetical. Gene Ontology annotation, biological process: ubiquinone biosynthetic process. Gene Ontology annotation, cellular component: extrinsic component of mitochondrial inner membrane. Lineage: Eukaryota; Fungi; Ascomycota; Pichiomycetes; Pichiales; Pichiaceae. The record is from RefSeq and is a predicted model, not a curated record. Gene Ontology annotation, molecular function: kinase activity. The transcript has a single exon. The coding region runs from base 1 to 1776 and encodes 591 amino acids.
AUGUCGGUAAAGAGUCUAUACCAGGUGUAUAACGUUGCGGUUGGCACUUCAAAGGUAGUCAAGGAGUCGCUGAAUGUUGUGACUGCCAACUGUUCGGUUCUUCAAGCCAUUCGUGGAAAUGAUCAGCUUUACACAGAAGCAAAGAUCGUAUCAGAAAAGGCCAGGGCCAGUGCUACAAACAGAGAAUACAGUCAAGCUAAUGUGGACUCCAUGGCGCAUCAUGCCGACCAACACGGGGAUAGAGAAGUCGAUAUCUUCAAAUUGGCCAAGGCUAAAUCGUCUCAUGCACGUAGCCAGGCGAAGCACGAUACUCAUAGUAGCAAGCACGAACAGAAGCACCAGCACCAUCAAAAACGUGGCUUUCACACGUCGGUGAGGAGACUGGACGAAGAGAAAAAGCAGCCUGGUAAAGAAGAGGUCAUUGGAAGCAAAGUCCAACCUGCGGUAAAGCUGACUCAAGCCGCAGUGCCUUCGUCGAGAUUGGGACGUCUUUUCCAUUACGGAACUUUAGCCGCUUCGGUGGGGGCACAUGUUCUGCAAGACAGUGCUACGCACUACAUUAAGCACGGUAAAGUUCCAGAAAUGAAGUCUGUGCUGCUAUCACCUCGAAAUAUCGAGUUGAUGGCCAGGAAGUUUUCCCAGAUGAGAGGUGCUGCGUUGAAGGUCGGCCAGAUGCUGUCCUUUCAAGACAACUCUGUUUUGCCUCCUGAUAUCCAGCAAAUAUUGCUCAGAGUUCAGAAUAGUGCCCACUAUAUGCCAGCAGAUCAGCUCGAGAAAACCAUCUCUUUCGAGUUAGGCGAAAGCUGGAGACAACGUCUUUUUGCCAGCUUUGAUGAUAUCCCAAUUGCUGCUGCCUCAAUUGGCCAGGUCCACACCGCUGUUACAAGAAAAGAAUUAGACCAAGUUGUUGUCAAGAUCCAGUACCCCGGUGUCGCCGAUUCUAUUGACUCGGAUCUAGAUAAUAUCCUAACUUUACUUACUUCAACAAAAAUGCUUCCUCCAGGAAUGUUUCUGGAGAAGUCGAUUGCAAAUGCAAGAGUUGAAUUGAAAUGGGAAUGCGAUUAUAUUAGGGAAGCAUCCAACACGGUAAGAUACAAAGAAAUGUUGAGCGAUGAACCUGCCUUUGCUGUCCCAAAGGUCUAUCACGAUCUAAGUGAUGAACAUGUUCUCACAAUGGAAAGAAUGAAGGGAAUUGAGAUUGUGAAGGGCGAUUGGAGUCAAGAAGUGAAGAACAAGAUCUCUGCCGAGAUUAUGAGAUUGACCUUGAUGGAAAUCUACAAGUUCAAGUUCAUGCAAACCGAUCCCAACUGGGCUAACUUUUUGUACAACGAGAAGACUGGGAGGGUUGAACUAUUAGAUUUUGGAGCUUGCCGUGACUUUGAUGAAUCGUUUACUAAGCCUUAUAGCAACUGUUUACGUGCCGCUGUCAAACAAGAUCGUGCAAUGGCCAAGAAAUACUCCAUUGAGUUAGGAUUCUUGACAGGCCUAGAAUCGGAAGCAAUGACCAAUGCUCAUGUGGACUCCAUCAUGGUUUUGGGUGAACCAUUCAGAGAAGCUACCCCAAGCGGAUUGUAUGAUUUCGAACAUCAAACUAUCACUGAUAGAGUUCGUACUAACAUCCGUUUGAUGUUGAACGAAAGAUUGACUCCUCCUCCUGAGGAAACUUACUCUUUGCAUAGAAAAUUGAGCGGUGCCUACUUGCUCUGUGCUAGAAUGAAAGCUGAGAUUCCAUCCAAGAAAAUAUUUGAAGAUGUCAUUGGUUUGGAAUAUGAAUAA